Messenger RNA from Bacillus rossius redtenbacheri, 1134 nucleotides. RefSeq lists its product as uncharacterized. The transcript has a single exon. Bases 1 to 1122 code for a protein of 373 amino acids. NCBI's taxonomy places the organism in Eukaryota, Metazoa, Arthropoda, Insecta, Phasmatodea, Bacillidae. The record is from RefSeq and is a predicted model, not a curated record.
AUGUCGGGAUGGCCGGUGUCGUGGGGUGUGACAAUAUUGUCUGCCAUUUUGUGUAUAGUGUUAAUAAUUAUGAUAUCUCUACCACGCGUCGAUCUCACUUCAUACACGGCCUACGUAUCCAAAUUAGAUGCGGCAUUGGCAGAUGAAGAGCUAUCCAAACUGAUAAAUGCGAAUGCGUUACAAAAUCUACCCUCUGUAACUCUGGAAACUAACAAUGCCGACGUUCAAAAUGUCCAAAAAUGCCAAGACUCUGCGGUGUGGCUGGCGCAAGAAUAUACUCCUGCUCUAGAAUUAACCUGUAAGACUGCUUGUGGGUCAAAUGGUACGGUCGUACAAAUCAGCGAUGCCGACGAAUAUUAUCACAGAGGAACUAGACUCACCUCGGGAGUUUGGUGCAUAAUAAAUCCACCAAAUUGUAACCUUAGGACUACCUACGUGGUAGCAACACUCUCGGGAACCACGUGUCGUACAAAGUAUCCUAAUUUAUUUGGUGGAUCGACGGGUGAUAGGAUUGUUGCAUGUUCCGAUGCUGCAUACGAUACAGGCGGGGUAUUAUGGGAUUAUAAUCGAAACGAAGCGGUAGACCCUAGUACUGUGGAGAUGACUAACGAGGAUGAAUUACUUGCAGAUGGUCAGUACCGAUUCAGAUGCAAAUUUGGAGACGAUCAAGAUGGAAAUGCGUGGUUGCCACACCCACUGAAUAGGUUUCAUCCAUUACGGGAUCCUUGCACGAACACAAUCUACAGAGCUCAUCGUACAGUGGGUGCAAAUGUCAGCGCUACCGGAUGGAGUUGUGAUUGCGGCGAUUCCGCUGUUACGCGCGUCAAAAAUUUAAACUCUUCGGAUGUGAAAAGUACUUGUACGAGUUGCUUUCGCGAGACGCUAGAAGGAAAGAGUCAACAACCUUACGAUUGCUUUACUGUUAACUCGGAUUAUUUGGCCAUCAACAAUCUUCCCCCUUGCUUGGGAACGGCUUUGACUAAUUUUGGAAAUAAAUGUGGUACUGUUUCAUUGGAUUUAAAUACCAUAGGAUCUACCCAAGAUGAGUAUCUUGGGCCGACGAACCUGGCCUCGGGCGCUUUGGGUAAUCGAUUCGCUAUAGCACAUAAAAAAUUGCUUUAAUGUUAUUUUUUU